UACCUCUUUCGUUCUGUUCCGAUUAAUUGCUACUUUGCUCCUUUCGCUGUGUGUUGUGAUUCCCCAGCACCGCCUAUAAUUUUAUCUGUGCUGUUAUUUUGGCCCGCAGAACCUCGAUUUUUUUUUCUAUUCUCUGAUUCGUAGUUACAAUUGGCUCCAGAAGCUUCCAAAUUUUGUACGCUUCCAAAUCUUGUACUCGCCUGGCUAUUCACCUGGCUAUUCCCAACCUUUGUAAAUCGCCGUAAAACUUCUGUUUUUUGUUAGCACCUCCUUGUCAGUCAGACAGCUCGGCGUUCCAUUGCUACUUUUCCAUUCGGCCGACGUCGACACUUACCUGUGAACCCCUUGUGAUUCACCGCAAAUCCUCUGUUUUUUAGUUCUCACUUUCUUGUAAGUCAGACGGCCGUCGCCCGUCGUCGUUAGGACCAAAUUUCCAUUCGGCGGCCACUUACCUGUGAAUCGUCUGCAUCGUCUUGCCCGGCACCACACCAAUCUCGGCGUCGCUUUGUGUCGCCGACUCUCUGUUGCAUUCCACCUUGGCGUGUUUUUUUUUCCAAAUUAAUACAUGUUGUUUUUGCAUUGUUGACGCUGUGUUGUAAUCUAAUCAAAAUUUCCCUGUUUUUUUUUCUCUGCCCAAUUGUUGUAACUAUGCACAUGUUUGUUCUCGGUACCGUUUGUCACAUUUCUGCAGUCUUGACCUGUUUGGACGUGUGGAUGAGUAGACUCUGUUGUUGUUGCCGUUAUUGAUUACUAUGUUGUUCUUUCUAGCCCGGAGAUGGUUACUGUCUUAUGCUCCGUCUUGAUUGGAUUGUCCGUUGAUGAAUUUAUGCAUUCUUGUUUGAUCUUCUUGGAUUGAUUGUACGACUUGUAGGAAGUCGCAAGUUUUGUCUACUACUGAUGUAACUGUAAUGUUGACCCCGUAAAGUCUGUGUUUGGCCAAGUGUUUAUUGUUUGGUGAUGAUCCUUGUUUGAUCUUUUUGUUGUUGGUUUUUGGUCAUCGUUUACUUGAAACUUGUGACCCCUUGCCUAAUCCUUUGCUUGUGCGGAUUUAGGGUGGUUUGUCUUGUCUAUUGUCGACUUCUCUUCUUUGUCGUCCGACUCAUUAAUUCCACGUGGCUGAUGUUGUAUUGUUGCCCGUUCGUUGUUUUACUUGGUUGUUGCUAAUGCAAACAUAGCCGGUUUAAAUAAUCAGCAUUCAUCUGUUAGUUUGCACGGGUCCUGUGUAACGUCGACAGAAAAUUGGUGUCAAUCAAUUUCAUAGGUCUGUUGUCUCGUCUGUUGUUAUAUUUCAGUCCCGCGUAUAACUAGAUUUCUGACAUGAGAGGACAGUCUGUUUUUGGUGCCUACCAGGGUCAGGGCAUAAUAUGGUCUUCGCCUGGCCCAAGUGUAAGGUCGCCGAUACCUGUUUCCAUCCCAAAUUGCUCCAAAUUCUCGUGUUCUCAAAUUCCAGUACUCAGUAGUUUGAUGGCCGCACUUGGCCGAGCUGUAUUAGAAGUGCAACGCACACAACAAGAACAAAUUACAACACUGUGCCGACUGGUUGUGUGUCUUGCCAGUAACCAUUCCUCCAGUAAAUACAGGGGAACCAGGUCGCCACGGACUCAUCCAUGUUUCUUGUGUAGCCGACUUGGUCACUGGAAAAGACAGUGUCCACUGAGAUGUAGUCCGGGCCAUAAGGGCCCCAAUAACCAUCCACCAUCUCUCCCUAUCCGCAGCGACAGCGACACUCCCGCACCAGCUGACGCGACCACCGCCCACUCCGGGUCGGGACCAGUAACCCCGCGUGGACUUCGGUCCGCGGGACCCUCUUCUUCUUCCUUUCCAGCUUCACCUAACUCCGAUCCCCGGGGGACACCAGUACUGACUCCGGUGACACCUGUCCUACCGUCUGCGCCAGCGACUGACAUUCAUGUCCCGCCACCGGUUUCUGUCCUGCUGCCGACGCCAGGGGCGGCCCGGGCCGAGUCUCCCGUAACGCCGCCUGUGCCUGUCCCGCGAACGUCAGUAACGCCGCCUGUGCCUGUCCCGCGGACGUCAGUAACGCCGCCUGUGCCUGUCCUGCCAACCACCAGUACUACCGUUCCCACCACAUCUCCACGGCGACGACCCAGCCGUCGUCAGAACCGUCCAGAAUACAUGAACACUUCCAUUUCUAUACCAGACCAUGUUCCUCUUAGUUAUAGUGAUAGCGAGACAGACCAUCUCCACCCCAACGUAUGCCAGGAUUGUUUUCAGGACGAGGGGCUUACUGGCCAGGGCCCUCCUUCGGAUAGGCCGGGUCCCCGGGGGGAAUCGCUCGAGGUGGACCCCUCGCCCCCUCCCUUGAGGUCCGUAGCUCACGACUCCUCGCCUAAAAGCUGGAGCCCAGUCACCCACCUGAUGUCAUCCUUAGUUCGGGCCUUCAAUCGCCCACCAAAACUGGAAAGUUUCUCUAUUUAGUGUUUAUGGUUAUUAUGUCCAUGUAACUACUGAAAAGUAAAUUUUUCCUUUCGUCUGAGGUUCCAUGUAUGUGUAGUUGGUGACGUUCAAGUACCCCUUGUUUUCCUUUUUGUCACGUCCAAAUUUGGAACGAGAAACCUCUGCCACCCCACCAAGCCUAGGGGUCUCUGUGGGUUCGCUUACCACGGGGGAGUGCGGGCGACUAGCACUCUUCCCGUCAGGGCCACCACUCUUUCUAGUACUAGUAAUUGUAUGAGCAUAGGGCAAGUUUCUCGUCCUCUUGACGUGUACCGCAGUAUCACGCUGCUAGUCUCUUCCCUUGGGGUCGCGCAAAACUCACCUUUUCCAUUAACGGACCUCCGUCUACGAUUGGAAAAGUUUUCCUUUCUCGUUUUUUAUUUCACUGUGUAUUUUCUUUUUGAAUAAGAUGCGGAAAUAUUUUCCCUUUUUCGAUGAGAUCAGGUAUUCUAUGGAUCAGCAAGGUAGGAAUCGUAGCUUGUUUUACGACCAACUUCCCAGGGAGUUAGGUAGUGGGGUUUCCUCGUUCUUCUCCUCGAUGGGUCCCGUUGUCCCUUCCGAACGUUGGGCGCUCCUAGUCCCCUCCCCGUCCUGCAGUCAUGGAACCCCCGCAAAACACGGUGGGCUCCCGAGCAAAAACGCUCUAACUGUCUCGACCGGGUUAGAAAUGGUCUGUCUGUGCUAAGUAUAUUUGAUUUGCUUUGGUUUUAAAAUGGUCGUCGACGAUCCUGUACUCUGAUAAGAGUUUGUUAUAAUUAGGUAUGUUCUGGUUUGAAACUGAUCGUAAACGACCCUGGACUUUGGUAACUUUGGUAUAAUUGGUACGUCCAGUGGUUAAGACGAUCCUGUACUCUGGUAAGAGUUUGUUAUAUUAGGUUUGAAACUGAUCGUAAACGACCCUGGACUUUGGUAACUUUGGUAUAAUUGGUAUGUCCAGUGGUUAAGACGAUCCUGUACUCUGGUAAGAGUUUGUUAUAUUAGUUAUGUCCGGUGGUCAAAGCGACCCCGGACUUUGGUAAACUU
Branchiostoma belcheri (Belcher's lancelet) is the source of this 3480-nucleotide messenger RNA. RefSeq names its product leucine-rich repeat extensin-like protein 5. Lineage: Eukaryota; Metazoa; Chordata; Leptocardii; Amphioxiformes; Branchiostomatidae. Gene Ontology annotation, molecular function: nucleic acid binding; zinc ion binding. The transcript has 2 exons. The coding region runs from base 1318 to 2439 and encodes 373 amino acids. The record is from RefSeq and is a predicted model, not a curated record.